Messenger RNA from Adineta steineri, 552 nucleotides. Lineage: Eukaryota; Metazoa; Rotifera; Eurotatoria; Adinetida; Adinetidae. The record is from the annotation of a GenBank genome assembly.
AUGAAUAGACAUUUGAUUAUAGGUAUAUGUGGUGUAAUAACUUUUAUUAUUCCUUUAAUUCAACUUUCAAUUGGAUUUAAUCAAGUUGUUGACGAUGGACACGAUGCUAAUAAAAUAUGUAGAGCGGCAUCUGAUCUACCUUUACUUUUGGCAAUUGGUGGUAUAUUUGCACUCUUUUUCUUAGGCACAGCAUAUGGUUUUCUUGCAAUGAUUGCUUCAAUAGAUGACAAACAAAGUGAUAUUUCUGGUAAAACUCCAAAAAUUCUUCUUGGUCUUGUUAGUUUUUCUUUUGGUGCAAUUACAUUUAUUUUUUUUAUUCUUAUUCAAAUGCGUGUUUAUGGAGCUUAUUCAAAUGGUGUACAAUUUAAUAAUCAAACAGCAACAAAUUAUUGUCGAUCAACAGUUAUGGGUGGUGGUCUAGCAAUGAUUAUUUUAACGUAUAUAAAUGUUCUUAUUUUUACCAGUAUAGUUAUAUUUGUUAUUGUUAUUGCAUACACCAAACGAAAAGAAAAAAAACAAGAAAAUAUCGAAAUGAAUGCAGAUAAUAAUUGA